AUGGAUCCUUAUGACAGUGACUCGUCGGGGUUUGAAGAAGAGGACUUCACGGAGACCAGUGUGCUUUUGGGAUACGCUUCGGAGGAGCUGUUAGAUGACUCGAUUAGUCACCUCGGAGGUUGGCCAACAUGGCUGGACGAUUCGACCCCGCCCCCAGGCGAAUUCGCCAAUUGCAAAGUCUGCAACAGCCCUAUGAUCCUCCUCCUCGAAUUGCACGGUGACCUCCCCGAACACUUCCCGGAUGAUGAGCGACGACUGUAUAUCUUCGGCUGCCCCAGAAAACCGUGCAACCGCAAGCCCGGCAGUAUCAGAGCCUUACGCGCUACACGGAAGUUGAAGAGCCAGCCAGCGCCCAAGAAAGAGGAAAAGCAGGAAUCAGUAAAGGAGAAGGAAGAGCAAAAGAAGCAGGCUGAGGCUCCCAAGCCGGAUCUUGGAGCAAGUCUGUUUGGGGCGACCUCUCUCACUGGAAGCGUCUCUGCGAACCAGAACCCUUUCUCGACCAGUUCGUCCUCCGCACAAGCCAGCAACCCGUUCGCUGCCCCUCUUGCAGCACCCCAACCGGCCAAACCAGCCGCUUCAUCGAACCUGUCCGGAAAUUCCCUUUCCGAAUCAUUUGCGGACAAAGUUCGAGUUUCCUCCCCGCCCCCGACUAUCAAGCCACCCGAGGCCGGCCCCGCUGCACCUUGGCCUCCGCAGUCCGACUUCCCCUCACCGUACAAACGGUACUAUUUAGAUGCGGAGUACGAAACGCUUUCUCGUCCACCUACCCCGAAAAUUCCCGAUAACGUUGUCAUUGAUAACACCGAAGAUGAUGCCAAUGGUGGCUCGGGCGCAGACCUGAAGGAUGCCCUAGAGUCUGAUCUGGACAAAGUCUUCAUGAAAUUCUCAACCCGUCUUGGACAUAACCCCGAGCAGAUUUUGCGAUAUGAAUUCCGUGGCUCUCCCCUCCUCUAUUCUCACACCGAUGCCGUCGGAAAGCUUCUUUACGACCCCAAGAACCCUACCUUGGGCGCUAAGGUGACUACUACUGGAGGUCCGAGCCGCAUGCCACGCUGUGAAUACUGUGGUAGCCAGCGUGUUUUCGAGCUGCAGCUCGUGCCUCAUGCCAUCAGCAUGUUGGAGGAUGGCCGUGAGGGGGUUGGACUGGGCCCCAAGGAUGAUGGCAUGGAAUGGGGAACCAUCAUUCUUGGUGUCUGCAGCAAGGACUGUGGCCCCGAGAAAAUUGGGGAAGUCGGUUGGCGUGAGGAGUGGGCGGCAGUGCAGUGGGAAGAAUCAAAAUAA
Aspergillus nomiae NRRL 13137 is the source of this 1281-nucleotide messenger RNA. RefSeq names its product small subunit rRNA maturation protein TSR4. NCBI's taxonomy places the organism in Eukaryota, Fungi, Ascomycota, Eurotiomycetes, Eurotiales, Aspergillaceae. The transcript has 2 exons. Gene Ontology annotation, biological process: maturation of SSU-rRNA. Bases 1 to 1281 code for a protein of 426 amino acids. The record is from RefSeq and is a predicted model, not a curated record. Gene Ontology annotation, cellular component: cytoplasm.